Messenger RNA from Nicotiana attenuata, 534 nucleotides. RefSeq names its product pectinesterase inhibitor-like. Gene Ontology annotation, molecular function: pectinesterase inhibitor activity. Bases 1 to 534 code for a protein of 177 amino acids. The transcript has a single exon. The record is from RefSeq and is a predicted model, not a curated record. NCBI's taxonomy places the organism in Eukaryota, Viridiplantae, Streptophyta, Magnoliopsida, Solanales, Solanaceae. Gene Ontology annotation, biological process: negative regulation of catalytic activity.
AUGGCUUUUUCCUUCAACAACUUCUUAGUCAUUGCUCUUCUUCUAAUAAUCUCCUCCUCAUUCACUAUAGUAAAGGCAGAUUUAGUUAGCGAUGUUUGUUCAAAAGUUACAAGUCCAACCAUAUGUGAACAAGCAUUAAGGUCCGAUCCUCGUACUAAAACUGCUGCAAAUCUCGAAGCACUUGGCUUUAUCGCGAUAGAUUUAGCACAAUCCACGACUAAAUCUACGAUCAAUCUCAUCGAUUCCCUUCUUAAAGGAGCAACUGAUCCAACGUUGAAAUCGCGAUAUAGCUCGUGCAAAGAGAACUACGCGGAUGCUAGUGAUAAUUUAGCCGAGUGCCCGGGAUUUUUGAAGGCUAAAGACUAUGGUAGUCUGAAUGCCCGUGCCUCUGCUGCUUUAGAUGAUCCAGACUCUUGUGAUGACAAUUUUUCACAGGCACCAGCUGAACCGGCAGGGUUGAAACAAGCUAGUUUAAAGCUGCAAUCACUUUGUGCUGCCAUUGAUGUUAUUAGCAAUAAUUUGAAUGGAUUGUAG